Molecule: messenger RNA, 2422 nt
Organism: Neofelis nebulosa (Clouded leopard)
Lineage: Eukaryota; Metazoa; Chordata; Mammalia; Carnivora; Felidae
Gene: TRMT2A
Product: tRNA methyltransferase 2 homolog A
Exons: 12
Coding region: 278-2143 (621 amino acids)
Biological process (GO): RNA processing
Molecular function (GO): RNA methyltransferase activity; RNA binding
Source: RefSeq, a predicted model, not a curated record
UGAUAGAGACGCGCGGCCUCGGCUGCACGCGCUGGCGGCGGGAGAGCGGCCGGCUAGGUGAGCGGCCGGCGCAGGCCCCUGGCCGGCAGGCGGCACACCCCAUGCCCGAGGCCCGAACCUGAGCACGGAGGGUUCGAGUCCCGCCUUGUCCGGGGUGGAGCCGGGGAUAGACCUCGCGGCGUCGCACCCGCCCUCUGAGCGCCUGCCUCCCUUUGCCAGGACCAGGACGAGGUGGCGGAGGCAGCCCUCGUGGAGCCCCCAGUCCGGGCAGCGGACGAUGAGUGAUAAACUCGACAGUGAAGGCCCUGUGCCCAUGGAGGGCUGCAGCCAGGACAGCAACAGUGCCCAGGGCAGCCCUGAAGCCCUAGCCCCUCAGGAGGAAGAGGAGGAGGAGGAAGGUGGGGCUGGGGUGGCUGCAGAGUCUGUACCUCAGCCUGGGCUCUACAGCUACAUCAGGGACGACUUGUUUACCUCGGAGAUCUUCAAGUUGGAGCUGCAGAAUGUGCCUCGCCACGCCAGCUUCAGUGAUGUCCGACGCUUUCUGGGCCGCUUUGGCCUACAGCCUCAUAAGACCAAACUCUUUGGGCAACCUCCCUGCGCCUUUGUGACAUUCCGUAGCGCCGCUGAGCGGGACAAGGCCCUGCGCGUGCUGCACGGUGCCCUCUGGAAGGGCCGUCCACUCAGCGUGCGCUUGGCCCGACCCAAGGCUGAUCCCAUGGCCAGAAAGAGGCGGCGUGAGGAUGAGGGUGAGCCCACAGCCACAUGCAUCGCAGAUGUAGUGACCCCAUUUUGGACCGUGCCCUAUGCUGAGCAGCUUGAGCGGAAGCGGUUGGAGUGCGAGCAGGUGCUACAGAAGCUCGCCAAGGAAAUUGGGAGCACCAACCGCGCCCUGCUGCCCUGGCUGCUCUCACAGAGGCACAAGCACAACAAGGCCUGCUGCCCGCUGGAGGGGGUUAGGCCAUCACCCCAGCAGACCGAAUAUCGUAAUAAGUGUGAGUUUCUGGUUGGCGUCGGGGUGGACGGGGAGGACAACACAGUCGGCUGUCGGCUUGGCAAGUACAAGGGCGGGACAUGUGCUGUGGCAGCCCCCUUUGACACCGUGCACAUCCCUGGGGCCACCAAGCAGGUGGUGAAGGCUUUCCAGGAGUUCAUCCGGUCCACUCCAUACUCAGCGUACAACCCAGAGACAUACUCAGGCCACUGGAAGCAGCUGACUGUGCGCACCAGCCGCCGUGGCCAAGCCAUGGCCAUUGUUUACUUCCACCCUCAGAAGCUGAGCCCUGAGGAACUGGCUGGGCUGAAGGCCUCCUUGGCACAGCACUUCAUGGCAGGGCCAGGCAAGGCCACUGGGGUGACCUGCCUCUACUUUGUAGAGGAGGGACAGCGAAAGACUCCCAGUCUGGAGGGUCUGCCCCUGGAGCACGUGGCUGGAGACCGAUGCAUCCACGAGGACCUGCUGGGGUUGACCUUCCGGAUCUCCCCUCAUGCCUUCUUUCAGGUGAACACCCCAGCAGCCGAGGUGCUCUACACAGUCAUCCAGGACUGGGCCCAGCUGGACACAGGGAGCACAGUGCUAGACGUGUGCUGCGGCACUGGCACCAUUGGCCUGGCACUGGCCCCGAAGGUGAAGAGAGUUGUAGGAAUUGAGCUGUGCCAGGAGGCUGUGGAAGAUGCCCGGGUGAAUGCCCAAGACAAUGAGUUGAGCAAUGUUGAGUUCCAUUGUGGGAGAGCCGAGGACCUGGUGCCCGCUCUGGUGAGCAGACUGGCCUCCCAGCAGCUCGUUGCCAUCCUGGACCCUCCUCGUGCUGGCCUGCAUUCCAAAGUGAUCCUGGCAGUCCGAAGAGCCGAGAACCUCAAACGGCUCCUGUAUGUCUCUUGCAACCCCCGAGCAGCCAUGGGCAACUUUGUCGACCUCUGCAGGGCCCCAUCUAAUCGGGUGAAGGGCACUCCCUUCCGGCCUGUCAAGGCUAUGGCCGUGGACCUGUUCCCGCAGACCCCGCAUUGUGAGAUGCUCAUCCUGUUUGAGAGGGUGGAGUACCCCAAUGGCACAGGGGCCCUGGAGCCCCAGGACCCUCCAGCCCAGCCCCCACCAGGGUCCCCAGAUGAUACCCUGCAGGAAACUGGGGCUUCCACCUCUUCCUAGGUCCCUGGAGCACUAGAAACUUGCCCUUUCAGAAUAGGGCCCAGUCUUCAUUACCGGGGCAGAAGCCAAGGGGCUCCCCAAGUCCUUGCCUCACCUCAGGAUGCUCAGGCGAGCACCUUGAGAGCAUGAGACACAGCUGCCCCAACCAGGGUCAGCCUGUCCCCAUGGACGCUACGCUCUUGUCCCCUACCCACCCACCCCCACCCCCCCCACUCCUCUUCCCAAGUUCCUUUUGGGCUAGCUGGGGCACAGGGUCAGAAUAAACCAUUGCUGAACUAC